CGAGCUGUGAGAAUGACACGAAUAAUGCGCGUGCGUGUGUAGUGUAGUGUAAUCCAUAUCUCUGCAAGUAGUAUCUCAGGGUUACUGACGUGUGUGCCCGCGCUCUUAUAUCUGUGCGCUCUCGCUUUACGCGCAGUUUGAUGGCGUCGCCGCGCACUCCUCUCUGUGUUCUUCGAUAAUCGCUUAUCAUCUGACGGUUUAUGGACGGCGUGGACCAGAUAUUAUGAUAGCACGUUGUCGGGGUUGGUUCUACAACAUCUAAGCCAAAGUGUUCUGUGGAAACUGUCACUGCGUGAGCUCCGAACCGAGCCGUGAGAGAUAAGAGAAGAAGUUUGCCAGAUACAGGUGCGAUCUCUCUUUAACUCCAGCUAAUGAUCACAGACACGGAUCUGGACGGCCGGAUUCCAGUAGAUCAUAUCAGAUCUAACGCAAGAUGAAGUCUGCCGGAGUUGGUGAUGAAGGACUCUUUACGGAGAGCUACUGUAACAUCUGCAAUGCUCAGCUGAUCUCCGAGUCCCAGCGUGUGGCACACUAUGAGAGCAAGAAACACGCCAACAAAGUACGUCUGUUCUACAUGCUCCACCCAGAAGAUGGAGGUCCACCAUCCAAAAGACUGAGACCAGACAAUCCGGACAGUGCAGAGAAUGAGGUGGACAGAAACAAAUGCUGUACGCUCUGCAACAUGUUCUUCACUUCUGCCAUCGUGGCUCAGUCGCACUACCAGGGCAAAACGCACGCUAAGAGAGUUCGCUUGGUGCUGGGGGAGACGCCAAGUCUGCCAGCAUCCACAGAUUCAGCCCCGCCCACUCCUCUGACCACAGACCCGCCCCCUCCCUCGUGGCAGCCGCUGACCAAUCAUGGUGAGGCAGGCAAGUACUGCUGCUUGUGUGGCGCCUGGUUCAACAACCCACUGAUGGCACAGCAACACUACGAAGGCAAGAAGCAUAAGAGAAAUGCGGCACGGGCACGACUACUGGAGCAGCUGGCUGGCAGUCUGGAUGUGAAUGAAAGCACAGGCCUGCGCCGGAGUUACUCGUGUAGCGUUUGCAACGUGGUGCUGAAUUCCAUCGAACAGUAUCACGCACAUCUCCAGGGCUCCAAACACCAAAACAACUUGAAACAACAUCAGCAAUGAAGAACUGGAAGUAUUGCAUCUGAAAGAGAAGAAUCAGAGCAUUUCAGGAACUUACAGAACUGCACAAACUAAUUGUAAACUACUAAGAAAAGACCUCUUGUUUUGCCACAGGAAUCGUUCACCUACACUGUCUGAGGUUACGCAAAUCUCAAGUGUUUUAUGUUUUUAUUCACAAUCAAAAUCUAAAAGAUCAAUCUACUUUGGGAAUAUCAUCCAUCCUUCCAAGAGUGUAAAGCAAAAGGGUGUCUGAUCAAUCCAAUGAUAUUCAUCAUGUAACAUGAGCACACCAGCCUGAGCAGACAUGCAACGGUCCUGCAACUUUAAUUUUUGCCUUUCAAACUCUAUGCAGUGGCCUGCCAUUUUCUCUGCUCUUCAAAAGAGACAUUCCUGCUUUAGCUGUUGGUUUUGGCAUGCCGGUGACAAAAGAGAUCAUCAACCUUUUUCCAAUGACUUUGUUGAGUACGUCUCUCACUUGUGUGUGAAUGUUGCCAAUGAGGAAUCAAUUCAUCUGCCUUUGUGUGAAAUCUCUCUCAGCUGUGGUUAAAAACAAUAUUUCAGCACUAAUUUCAGCACUGUUAACACAGACUAAAUGCACGUCCUGUUUAUUCACACCCCAUUCAGUAUUGCAUAGGGCAGAACAUUCCUAUAGAGCUGUGAUGCUGCUUAAACACUGAUGUCAAAUGGAAUAUGCCAUCAAAAGGAGUCCAGGCACAAUGAGUUGGCAUUUUACAUCCCUGACUCAAUCAUGGAUGAUUCACAUGGAUAUAAAUGUGUGAACCAGGCUCUGAGCUUUGUCUAAAUCUAUGCCAAAAUGACAGCCUGUAAAACCAGAGCUUAGUGCCUGCUGUUUCAAGUAUGAAUGCUCU
Carassius carassius (crucian carp) is the source of this 2001-nucleotide messenger RNA. Its product is annotated as zinc finger matrin-type protein 4-like. Gene Ontology annotation, molecular function: nucleic acid binding; zinc ion binding. The record is from RefSeq and is a predicted model, not a curated record. Lineage: Eukaryota; Metazoa; Chordata; Actinopteri; Cypriniformes; Cyprinidae. The coding region runs from base 434 to 1135 and encodes 233 amino acids. The transcript is spliced from 7 exons.